Molecule: messenger RNA, 1746 nt
Organism: Closterium sp. Naga37s-1
Lineage: Eukaryota; Viridiplantae; Streptophyta; Zygnematophyceae; Desmidiales; Closteriaceae
Source: the annotation of a GenBank genome assembly
UGCAAGCGCUGCUGGUCCUGGACGGAGAAUGGGGUCUGUGGAAGCACAACCUAUCAAGUGUGAUGUGCGAUGAGUGGGUGACAGAGGACGCAAUUGCGCAUUGUAAUCCACAAGGCAUGGUUACUUCCCUUUACCUCAUGGGCACGACUCUCAAUGGAAGUCACCUGUGCAACAUCAGGCGCUUCACUGCACUCACAACCCUGGUCAUUGGUAAACCUCCGUGGGAUUCCCAGUGGAUUGGUGCAGAUUACGACGUGCCAACAGGGGACUAUGACUACUCUUCUGAUCCAUACGUUGAGCCCAACCCAACAGACAGCAUUCCCGUGAAUCAGUCAACCAUGGGUCCCCCUGUGAUGCAAGGCUCCAUGGACGACCUCUCAUGUCUCGCCCCACUCACCCGCCUCCAGACACUCUCCCUCACGAAUCUCAACCUGACUGCUGGAGAGCUUCCUUCCUCUCUCUCUGCACUUACUUCACUCAGGCAUCUUGACCUAAGCUUCCUUCGCAUCACCCGCCUACCGCAAUGGAUCAGUUCACUCUCCAGGCUCGCCUAUUUGGAUGUCACCGGCAGCUUUGAUGUCCACCUCAUUGCACCAUUCCCCACCGAAUGGAUGGCGCUCACAGGACUGGCGGCUUUGCGGGUCGGUCUGAAUGGCUUCACUGGCUCUAUCCCCUCCACCAUCUCCGCCCUCACUGCCCUCUCAAACCUGGAUCUCCAUUACAACAGCCUUUUAGGGAGCAUCCCUGCUGGCAUCAGCAACCUCACUUCCCUGCAAUAUCUGCAGCUCUCCCACAACAAUCUCGCCGGCGCCGUCCCAGCCCUGGAUCUCGCACACUUCGUAGACCUCUCCCACAACCACCUCACCACCAUGCCUCCUAACAUCGGUUCCUCUGAGAUCAAUCUGAGCCACAACGACCUUAAAGGAUCCGUACCCGCCUAUGGCUUCUACCAAUUAAAUAACAUAGACCUCAGCUACAAUCCUCUGAAUGAAAUCUCGGAUGCGCUUUUCCUAGACUAUUCAGUGGCUGUAGUGGAUUCACUGAAUUUCGGAUCAUGCAACUUCUCAGGCCCCUUUCCAUGGUUGCCUGCCCUAAGAUUUAUAAACAUUGACGUGUCUAACAACAGCUUCACUGGACCCUUCCCCGACGUUCUCCUGAAUGUUGACGCCUUCAGCUAUCUAACAAACAUCAACCUCUCACACAACAACUUCACGGGGUCACUUUCACCAAUGAUAUAUGAGAUGACCUUGUUGGAAACAUUAAACAUCUCCCACAACCGCUUUUCUGGUGCUGUUCCAAGUGACGCUUGGGCCUUGUCUUCCCUGAAAUCCCUCUCCAUGGCUCACAACCAGCUCGAGGGGCCGCUUCCUAAUCAAAUGGGUUUCGUAAAACUCACUGUUCUCGAGCUUCAAGGCAAUGCAUUCUCCGGACCGCUACCCGACCUUGCGCAUUGGAAAUUCACAUCUCUUCUUGUGCUCGAUGUGAGCGACAACCAGCUCAAUGGCUCCCUCCCUGACUCCAUCUCCCGCUUUGUGACGCUGCAGCACCUGGGCAUUGGAGGCAACAAAUUGAGUGGCCCCAUACCUGCUGGCCUGGGUAGACUUAUUGAGCUGACGUCCCUGAACAUCUCAGGCACACGGUUGACCUGCCCAGCAGACGGCAGCAAGUGUGUGGUACAGCAGGCCAGCAACUCCAGCUUCUGCCGCCUCUGCUCCUCCUUCUGCUCCUCCUGCACGCCCCGUCUGU